AGUGACCCGGACAUGCAACUGAGGCCCGUUUUUCUGACUGCCGCCUCUCCUUCCUGUAAGACCGGUUGAGGAAGUGAAUUUCGCUGACAAGGCUGGGUUCACUGAGGGAGAGGCGAACAAAACAUCUUCCGCGGGGGACAGAGGAAAAAAAAAAAAAAAAAAAAAACAAGAAGCAAGAGGAGCGGUCUGACAAACCAUUCAAAGGCUAUAAGGCGUACAGUCACCGGUGAAAUCGUGCCCCCCUGCCCCGCUGAGACCACCGCAGACAUGAGUGAACAGCAAUUAGACUGUGCCCUAGACCUGAUGAGGCGUCUGCCGCCUCAACAGAUCGAGAAGAACCUCAGUGACCUCAUUGACCUGGUGCCCAGUCUGUGUGAGGACCUUCUCUCCUCUGUGGACCAGCCCCUAAAGAUUGCCCGGGACAAGGUGGUGGGAAAAGACUAUCUUCUCUGUGAUUACAAUCGGGAUGGUGACUCCUACAGAUCUCCGUGGAGUAAUAAGUACGACCCUCCCAUUGAAGACGGUGCCAUGCCUUCAGCUCGGUUGAGGAAACUGGAGGUCGAAGCCAAUAACGCCUUUGACCAGUACAGAGACCUGUAUUUUGAGGGUGGUGUGUCAUCAGUGUACCUAUGGGAUUUGGACCACGGCUUCGCUGGCGUUAUUCUCAUCAAAAAGGCUGGAGAUGGCUCCAAAAAGAUCAAAGGGUGUUGGGACUCCAUCCAUGUGGUGGAGGUGCAGGAGAAGUCCAGUGGACGAACUGCUCACUACAAACUCACCUCCACCGUCAUGUUGUGGCUCCAGACGACCAAAAGCGACUCUGGUACCAUGAAUCUGGGUGGCAGCCUCACAAGACAAAUGGAAAAAGACGAGACGGUUGGAGAGUCCUCACCCCACAUUGCCAACAUCGGCCGCCUUGUUGAAGAUAUGGAGAACAAGAUUCGCUCCACACUGAAUGAAAUCUACUUUGGGAAGACCAAGGACAUUGUCAACGGACUUAGAUCUAUUGAGUCUUUGCCUGAUAACCAAAAGUACCGACAGCUCCAGAGGGAGCUGUCGCAGGUCCUCACCCAGCGUCAGAUCUUCAUUGACUAGGAGUGUUACAUCUCUGGCUGACAAGUCAAAGCAGGAGGCUCUCCAAAGCGAACUGUUCAAGGCGCUCAAACUGAAAAACCAAAGCUAGAGAUGCUACUGUUCUGUCCGUUUCUCUCCGUCAUCUCUUCUCUCGUUUCUUUCUGUCUUCUCCCCUCACCGCCUCCUGCACUCUUGUUUCUUUGUGGAAAAAACAAAACAAAAAAAAUGAGAAAAUGCUUCGCUUUUUUCUCCACCCCCUUUCACCUGUCACGUUUUGUUGUUUUCAUGUAUCUCUACAUGUUCUGAAGCCAUUCACUCACACUCCCUUCCAUGUUAUGAACUUAACGAUAGCAUUAUGGCGGUUAAAGAUCAUCUUGCAGUGCGAGGGUCGGCGUAUACUAAUCCCACCCACCCCCAACCCCCGUGCAAUGU
Molecule: messenger RNA, 1503 nt
Organism: Phyllopteryx taeniolatus (common seadragon)
Lineage: Eukaryota; Metazoa; Chordata; Actinopteri; Syngnathiformes; Syngnathidae
Gene: capzb
Product: capping actin protein of muscle Z-line subunit beta
Exons: 10
Coding region: 268-1092 (274 amino acids)
Biological process (GO): negative regulation of filopodium assembly; barbed-end actin filament capping; regulation of lamellipodium assembly
Cellular component (GO): F-actin capping protein complex; cytoplasm
Molecular function (GO): actin filament binding
Source: RefSeq, a predicted model, not a curated record